CCUCUUGGGCUCCUGGUGUCCGUUUCUCCGUUGUUUGCGAUCCAUGCCAAGAUGCCAUCCUUCCUCGGUUUAAAGUGUCUGGGGAAACUGUGCAGCUCUGAGAAAAGCAGAAUGUCCUCUUGUGAGAGAGCCAGCCCCACGGGCUCCUAUAGAAGGAGGCUAGUCGUGGAGGAUGUGAGCAUCACUGGGACCCCCCUACCUGCUCACAGGCGGGCCACCAUUACCCACUUGUUGUAUCUGCAUCCUGAGGCCUACUGCACCCUGGAGCACUUGUUUAGCUGCUUGGAUCCUCCCGUGGCCCACCCUCAGGACCCCCACCACCCAUCGGAGAAGCCUGUCAUUCACUGCCAUAAAUGUGGGGAGCCGUGCAAGGGUGAAGUACUUCGGGUCCAGACCAAACAUUUCCACAUCAAAUGUUUCACCUGCAAAGUGUGCGGCUGUGACCUGGCACAAGGGGGCUUCUUCAUAAAGAACGGGGAGUAUCUCUGCACCCUGGACUACCAGAGGAUGUAUGGGACACGCUGCCACGGCUGUGGGGAGUUCGUGGAAGGAGAGGUGGUGACUGCCCUGGGCAAGACUUACCAUCCCAACUGCUUUGCCUGUACCAUCUGCAAGCGCCCGUUUCCACCCGGAGACCGAGUCACGUUCAAUGGGAGAGACUGCCUUUGCCAACUGUGCGCACAGCCGAUGUCGUCCAGCCCUAAAGAAGCCACCUGCUCCAGCAGCUGUGCCGGCUGCGGAAGGGACAUCAAGAACGGGCAGGCCCUCCUGGCCCUGGACAAGCAGUGGCAUUUGGGAUGUUUCAAGUGCAAGUCCUGCGGGAAGGUCCUCACCGGGGAGUACAUCAGCAAGGAUGGCGCUCCGUACUGUGAAAAGGACUACCAGGGGCUCUUCGGGGUGAAAUGCGAAGCCUGUCACCAGUUUAUCACAGGGAAAGUCCUGGAGGCAGGUGACAAACAUUACCACCCCAGCUGUGCACGAUGCAGCAGAUGCAAUCAGAUGUUCACAGAAGGAGAGGAAAUGUAUCUUCAAGGUUCCACCGUUUGGCAUCCCGACUGUAAGCAGUCUACCAAGACUGAGGAAAAGCUGCGGCUGCCAAAUACGUAUCGUUCUUCAUCUGAUUUCUUUUAUCCCAAAAGUCUGGUUCGACGCACAGGACGGUCUCCGUCUCUGCAGCCUACCAGGACUUCCUCUGAAAGCAUUUAUUCCAGACCAGGCUCCAGUAUCCCUGGUUCCCCAGGUCAUACUAUCUAUGCAAAAGUGGACAAUGAAAUCCUGGAUUAUAAGGAUUUAGCAGCCAUUCCCAAGGUCAAGGCAAUUUAUGAUAUUGAACGUCCAGAUCUUAUUACCUAUGAGCCUUUUUACACUUCGGGCUAUGAUGACAAACAGGAGAGGCAGAGCCUGGGAGAGUCUCCAAGGACUUUGUCUCCCACUCCAUCAGCAGAAGGCUACCAGGACUCUCGGGACCGGGUGAUCCAUCGAUCCACCAGCCAGGGCUCCAUCAGCUCCCCUGUCUAUAGCCGCCACAGCUAUGCUCCAACCACAUCUCGCUCUCCCCAGCAUUUUCACAGACCUGAGCUGCUGUCUCCUGGUGUGCAAAGGUUGUCCCACCUGCGCACCAGCAGCCUCAGCUCCGCCCACAGCGACUCCCGCCCCAACUCCCCCUUCCGACACCACUUCAUUCCCCAUAUCAAAGGCAAUGAGCCGUCCAGCGGCCGGAACUCCCCUCUCCCUUACCGGCCAGACAGUCGUCCUCUCACUCCAACCUAUGCCCAGGCCCCUAAACAUUUCCAUGUUCCAGAUCAAGGGAUCAACAUUUACCGAAAACCACCCAUCUACAAACAGCAUGAUGCAGCUGCCUUGGCAGCCCAGAGCAAGUCUUCAGAAGAUAUCAUCAAGUUUUCCAAGUUCCCAGCAGCCCAGGCUCCAGACCCCAGCGAGAUACCAAAGAUUGAGACGGACCACUGGCCUGGUCCCCCCUCACUUGCCGCCGUAGGAGCCGACAUGAGACGCAGAUCUAGUGGCAGAGAGGAAGAUGAGGAGGAGCUUCUGAGGCGCCGGCAGCUGCAAGAAGAGCAAUUAAUGAAGCUCAACUCAGGCCUGGGGCAGUUGAUACUGAAGGAGGAGAUGGAGAAGGAGAGCCGGGAGAGGUCGUCCCUGACAGCCAGUCGCUAUGAUUCUCCCAUCAACUCAGCUUCACAUGUUCUAUCAUCUAAAACCUCAUCUCUCCCAGGCUAUGGAAAAAAUGGGCUUCAUCGGCCUGUUUCCACAGACUUCGCUCAGUAUAACAGCUACGGGGACGUCAGUGGGGGAGUGCGAGACUACCAGACUCUCCCAGAUGGCCACAUGUCUGGGACGAGAAUGGAUCGAGGGGUGUCCAUGCCCAACAUGUUGGAACCAAAGAUAUUUCCAUAUGAAAUGCUGAUGGUGACCAACAGAGGGCGCAACAAAAUCCUAAGAGAUGUGGACAGAACCAGGCUGGAGCGCCACUUAGCCCCAGAAGUGUUUCGGGAAAUCUUUGGAAUGUCCAUACAGGAAUUUGACAAGUUACCUCUUUGGAGACGCAACGACAUGAAGAAGAAAGCAAAACUGUUCUAAGCCCACCCCCCCACACACCCCGCUGUGUAGACAGCAGUUAGGAAAAAGACUGAUGUGGCGGCGACACAUAGGAUGUUGUGUUAAGGCCCAAACUUGAUUGGAGAAUUUGCAAACUACUGUCCCUCAACAACAACAAAACGGGAAACCUGAUUAAAACACCCAUAAGCCAAAUAUUGGGCCAACCACUGGCAACACUUGCCAAGAAGUAACGGGGUCGAAAUUUCUGUGUUCCCCACACUCGACAGUAGUGUUCACAUGUGACCUUUUGACAUCACCUUAUGUACACAACAGGAGCUACUUCUUUCAUUUCCUUUAUUGUCUAACCAGAGUGCUGACCAUAUGGGUAAGAGCCAGCAAGUGCCCUUAGGAUGCCUCAUGGAAAAAAGCAGUUGUAAUCAUUCCAAAGUAGGAAUAUAUUUAUUAUGUAGCACCAUGGCUAAGAAGGAAGAGCCUGAGGGACAUAGCCAUGUGGUCGCACCACUUUGCACAGCCCUGUCCUCACUGGCCCCAUGAAGCCCAGCCUGGGCCCCAGCAGGAUAGAAAUCAGAGUCGGGGAACUGGGCAGCUCUGAGUGAGUGGGCUGAAUAGCAGCCAAGGUCAUUUUUAACAAGCUCCUUUUCCUCUACUCUUUGCUAGGACCUGGUUGGCAAAUUACUUAGCUAUUACUAAAAAAAAAAAAAGAGAGAGAAAGAAAAGGAAUGAAAGGAAUAUCUCCCUUAAUCCUUUUUCUGCAGUAGAUUGUACGCUUCGUUCUGCCUCCCCACCACUGCAGGCCCCCACUGCAAAGAAAGGAAAGGGAGAAAUUAUCUCCAUUUGUGUGCUGUUAGAUGAUUUUUGUCCCAGGGCCACAGCACUCUUGGCAAAAAAAAAAAAAAAAAAAAAAAAAGGAAAGAAAGAAAAAAAAAUUCUGUGUCCCGCCAGUGCAAGUUCUUCUACCCUGCAUCCUCUGCUUUUCAUCCAGUGUCCUCUGAAUCUGAUCAAGCCCACAUGGAUUUUGGAUUUUUUUUUUUUUGAGGUCUUUUCAGUAGUAGGCUAAGGAAAGGCACGCUUUGCUCUUGGAAAUCUCUGCAACUCCAGGGUAUAUUGCCUCAGAUUGAUUUCAUUUGGCCUUUUCAGCUUUCCUUCUUGCCUAGCUCUGUUGACUUCACUGUGUGUGUGUGUGUAAGUGUGUGUAAGUGAACACACCCAGCGUAGUUUGGGGAGUCUGCAUGUUCUUUUAUAUUUCACCUCUGCUUGAAUGUUUGUCCCGCUGUGCUGCAGCUUCUGAGGGACGUUUGCACACGUGCACAUGACUCAGAGGUUGGGGUUGACGCUACACCGCAUACGACAGCAUCCUCUGUGGAAGGGUGUCCGUGUCAGAAGCCAGCAUCCCCUGUGAUUCAUGUAGCUCAGGUCAGCACAGUGAAGAGCCCAGACCUCAGAUCAGGCUGUACCUGGACAUCGGAGUGUCACACCGGAGUCCGAAAAUUCAGCAACACCAGAUUCGAAGGGGAGCCUAGGAUUUCACCGAAACUCGCAUGUGAGACCCCAUUGUGAUUCCUGGACGCCUCUGGCCGUGACUCAAGUGAGCGGUGAGGUGGACAAGGGAGGGUAUCUCCAUCCAGCUCCACACAUGGGUGGUUUUCACAUUUAUUCUCGUGCUUUGGGGGCUCUGCCUAGGAAUUUAAACUCUGUUUUAAAGCCAAAGGAGAAAUUGUUUGAAUUCUCUUCAUAUGCCGCUUCUAAUUAAAGGUCAGAAAUUCUUCCUGCUGCCACCAAAUAUUCGAAUUAGUUAGUAGCCAAUCUCCAUGGUAAAAAGCAAGUAAAAAUCAUUUCGGAGCCUGUGCUGCAGACCUCUAACUUGGGACCUACUCUGUCACCUGGGUGCUCUGAUGGGCUCUCUGAGGGCUUUAUGCCUCCCCUGUGCUCUUCCCGAAGGGCUUGGAAACGGCGUGUCCUUUCAGUGCUGCACACUGAAUGUUUGAGGACCGCUCUCACAAAUACGAGCAUGCAUGUGUGCACGCGUGGAUGUGUGUGUGGAUGUGUGUGUUGAACUUACUAACAUAUUUUGCAAAUGAUUCUGAUGGAGCAGACAUGAGACGACCAGCUCCUCCUUGGGCUGAAGCCCCUAGAUUGCACCUUGCAGUUCGGUGCCUUCAGUGGCCUCUUGCUUUAAUUCAGUAUUUCUGCUGUUCCGUCUUCGCUCUGAUCUCUCUGGCAGCGGCAGCCUCAGUAUAAUGCCUGCAUAUCCUAGUUCUUACUUUGCUCUGGCAAAGUGUGAGGAGUGGGGACCAUGGUGCAUUCCCAGUAAUCAACAGUGAGGAUGGCCAGAUGGGUCCCAGUGCUAGGCUGGUGCAGAGAAUUUGUUCAUUACGGGGAUCAUAAAGGACCAUCAGUGUUGUCUUUGGUUAACGAGUUAUGACCCAUGCACAUGCCGAGCAAAUGUCAGUGUGAGAAAAAUUGCAAUGAUAGUUAAAGAUCUGAACCCAAAACCUGCUCCCACCGACAAAACUCUACUUUUCUCAUCUCUUUUGAAUUCAGUUCUGCAUCCAACUUGGGGGCGGGGGAUGGGAAGCUUCUUUCCAUAUCAAGUGUAUUAGCUAAUUUAAAACUAUACCAUGCAAAAGAAAAAAAAAAAAAAGCAUUACCAGAAAAUGUCAGUAAGCCUCCUGUUGCAAGCAGCACAGGUGCUAUGCUCUGGGGAGGGGUCAUGGGAAACCAUAAUGUGGACUGGGUUCCCUGGCUCCACUCCCAGCAGGAGGCUCCAGCUGGAGGGAUGGGUCAUGGGGCAACCUAGUUCUCCUAACUGCCAAAUCUAAUAUAUGACUAUGAUGGCCUAUCCAUUUUUUUUUUUUAACUGGACUCAGCAUGCUUGUCCUCAAAAUGUCCAGGCCCCUGUAUAGGAGAUCAGGGUUUUCUGCUUGAACCGCACUCUGCACUGCACAUAAAAAUUCCAGUUGUUAAUGCAGUCCAAGGAACAGGAUUAUUCACUCUGGGGGAGGACUUCUACACGUGGCAAACUUUCCUGGUCCAUACCCCAAGGGCUAUAUUUUUGAGCACUGGGCUUAUUUGUGAUUGUUUAAACACACAACACCUGCAUGAAGCAAAAGAGGCCUCUGACAACGUGAAAGUCACUGCUUCCUUUAUAGUUUCUUCUACAAGAGCCAGGAUACCAUUUAUUCUUCCCGUGUGGUUUAAGAUGAGACCUAAAGAGCAUUUGAGAACUUGUAGAACCAGCUAUGCAUCUAUAUUUUGGUUUGCGUUAGUUAUGAAAUGUCCUUAAUGUGACUUCUUUGGUAACUAAAGAUAAACUGCCUGUUCUCUGAAACCUCCCAAAACAGAAAAGCCAGGGUUAAUGGGUCGUACGGUGCAUACUCCCUCUGCCGCUCUCAUCCUCUCAAUCUGGGGAUGGCCGUCAACUCUACUUCGAGAAGUCUUGCUGGAAAUAUUUAUAAAACUUUCCCCUAAUUUCUUUACACUUUAAAGCAAACACCUUUUUCUAAAGAAUUGCUUCUCGGAUGAUUAUAUAAAAUAUAUAUGCUUUUGCAAGUUAAAAAAAAAAUGGAAUCAACCACUUUUGACUAGGUAGGUCUUUCUAAAAAUUCUUUCAAAAAGCUUGGUGUUAGUGUUCUGUGCGUGGAAGGGGCAGGCGAGCCCUCUCUCUGACUGUCAGGAAAGAUGGUGGAAGGACGUGAACGCCAUGUAACACACCCCCCUGCCCCCGUGUCGUCUGAGGCAAGCUCUGUUUUUACAAAUCACCUCUUCUAUGUUACUGGUGACUGUUUAAUCUACACUUCCUAGGCCAGCCUUGACCUGACUUGAUCUUUAAAAUUAUUUUCUUUUGACAAACCAAGUGUUUGCGAAUAAACCCUACAACUCACUCAUUAGUACUCCCUUUUGAAGAAUGUUCUCUUCAGAAAAAGAGAUUAUUUCAGGCUUAAGAUUUGCUGUGACACCACCUUAUAGUGAUAAUGUACAUUAAGGAAACUAGGCAAAUAUAUAAUGAAAGAGAAACAUUUACUUUGGUUUAAAAAAAAAAAAAAAACACAAAAUCGCUCUUUCCAUUUACUGCCCGGGGAGCCAUGAGGAGAUGGUGAUUGAUAUGCUCUGCAUAUGGAUUUUUGUGUUUUUAUUUGGGUGAGUUUAAUUUACAGCAGACUCCAAAGGAAAGGGGGAAGUGGUCCAUUUCAGCUGAAAGAAAUUUAUAAACAGUAUAUGUAAACAGCAAAAUUAAACAAAUGCAACAUUUUCUGAUGGUUGGUGUAAUGGACUGGCAAUUGUUAUCAUGAAAUAAAAUUCUUCCCAAAAGUGUCUCUCUCGAGAGUGCAGAUCCCACAAGUCACUUUCGGAGCCCAUUCACCAAAGGUAGCAGAAGACAAUACUAUACCCACUACCAUCCAGAAAGGUAGUGAGCCACUUAAUGAUUGUAUAUGCCUGUCUUACCCCAUGGAAGAGAAAACAGUCGUCCACAAUCUUGAUGUUCUUUUGGGUUCUGUGUACAGACCCGUCCAGUAAUAAAUGUGUGUGGCAUCUGUGAGUUGCUGACAAUCCAAA
Messenger RNA from Zalophus californianus (California sea lion), 7131 nucleotides. It is a transcript of the gene ABLIM1, whose product is annotated as actin binding LIM protein 1. Gene Ontology annotation, molecular function: actin filament binding. The transcript has 25 exons. The record is from RefSeq and is a predicted model, not a curated record. Lineage: Eukaryota; Metazoa; Chordata; Mammalia; Carnivora; Otariidae. The coding region runs from base 52 to 2598 and encodes 848 amino acids. Gene Ontology annotation, biological process: cytoskeleton organization; lamellipodium assembly; cilium assembly. Gene Ontology annotation, cellular component: actin cytoskeleton; stress fiber.